This is a messenger RNA of Capsicum annuum, 1788 nucleotides long. RefSeq names its product amino acid transporter AVT1I. Gene Ontology annotation, cellular component: plasma membrane. Lineage: Eukaryota; Viridiplantae; Streptophyta; Magnoliopsida; Solanales; Solanaceae. The transcript is spliced from 3 exons. Bases 299 to 1645 code for a protein of 448 amino acids. The record is from RefSeq and is a predicted model, not a curated record.
AUGUAUUAGGACCAAACUUAUGAAUCAUAUCCGGGAUAUUAAGUAAUUAAUAUAAAAAUUGAGAGAAAGUAAUAAGAUAGCAAAGUGUUAUAUUUAUGUUGUUUACCUUUUUGUUUUUCACGGUGACAGUUCAGGUACACGUAACCUUAGACACAACAACAUCCUAUCUUAUCACAAGAGUCAAUUCCUGUAGCUUUUCACCCACAAGAAGUUUUCUACCUCUCUUUCUCUUCUUCUAUAUGAUUAUUACAUACAAAUAUAGGAAGAAGAGGAAGACUUAAGAAGAAGAAUUCUAAUCAUGGAGCCUAAAUUUAACAAUGACUCGUCAAGUAUAAGAGUGGGGCUACUAGUUCUCAAUGAAAAUUGCUAUCACAAAUUACAAAAUGAUGACAGAAUUGAAGAUAAUAAUAGUACUCCUAUUCUUGGAGUGGAGGAGAAUGGUAUUCAACACUCCAUUUCAGGACCAACCUCUUUUUCAAGAACUUGUUUCAAUGGACUCAAUGCUUUGUCAGGUGUUGGCAUACUUUCAGUACCCUAUGCAUUAGCAUCAGGAGGAUGGUUAAGCUUAAUAUUUCUCUUCAUAAUCGCCAUCUCAACCUAUUACACUGGAUUAUUAAUUCAAAGAUGCAUGGAUAUUGAUCAAACCAUAACAAGUUACCCUGACAUUGGGGAACGUGCAUUUGGAAUUACUGGAAGAAUGCUUGUCUCCACGACGAUGAACGUUGAACUUUACAUGGUCGUAACAGGUUUCUUGAUUUUAGAGGGCGAUAACUUGCAAAACUUAUUCGGAGACAUACAAUUAGUUCAAAUAUUUGGACUUAUAAUUGGUGGAAAACAAUGUUUUGUGAUUAUUAUAAGCUUUGUUAUUCUGCCCACUGUUUGGCUGAACAAUAUGAUCAUCCUUUCUUAUAUAUCUGCCAGUGGAGUGGUGGCAUCUAUUGUAUUACUUGGAUCAAUCUUGUGGGCUGCUGUAUUUGAUGGAAUUGGAUUUCAAGCAAAUGAUGACACUCAAUUUAUAAGUUGGAAAGGAAUGCCAACUGCUAUUAGCCUCUAUGCCUUCUGUUACUGUGCUCAUCCAGUUUUCCCAACCUUAUAUACUUCCAUGAUAAAUCCAAAAAAGUUCUCUAAGGUCAUGUUUGUUUGUUUUCUGCUUUGCACCAUCUGCUAUGCAUCAAUGGCUAUUGUGGGAUAUCUCAUGUUUGGUCCAGGUGUACUUUCCCAAAUAACCUUAAAUCUCCCCACCAAUAAAAUCAGCUCAAAAGUGGCAAUUUACACCACACUAGUCAACCCAAUUGCGAAGUAUGGGUUGAUGAUAAAACCACUAGAAAAUAGUAUUGAAAAUGCAUUUCCAAUCCAAUACAACACAAGGACCUGCAGCCUACUUAUCAGAACAACUUUAGUAAUUAGCACUGUCAUUGUAGCAUUAGCUAUCCCCUUAUUUGGAUAUCUCAUGUCACUUGUUGGAGCAUUUUUGAGUGUUACAGCUUCCCUAGUACUCCCGUGCUUGUGCUUCUUGAAGAUUUCUGGGAUUUAUCGAAGAGUAGGAUUUGAGCAUGUUGUUAUAGUCGGGAUUGUGAUACUAGGCAUAACCAUUAUGGUUAUAGGUACUUACACCUCUGUGUUACAAAUUAUCAGUCAUUUGUAAGUGAAACGUUUCACAAAUUUUCUUACUUAGGUUAGUACGCGCGAGUUUUAUGCCAUUGCACUGCUCAGGAAUUUGAUUGUUAUAUGAGGUGCGAACUACUAGUACUCCAUUUCUAUUUGUUUAUCUUACUUCUCUUUUUAAUA